ACUCUCUUUACUACUAGUACUUUCUCUUUCUAAGAAAACUAAGAAGAAGUUGAAAAUCAAACAAGAAACAACUCAAUUGGCCAUUAACUUCUCUUCCUCACUUCGCACUUUCUCUGCCAAAUAUUUGGAAUUCUGAUCUCUCUACAUCAGUUUUGUUUAAUUUUUUUUUGUUUGAUGCAUGACAGAAUUUAGUAAUGUCUGAGUGAUAAAAAGAGACAGGGUUGAAUAUAAACCGAAAUUCAACAAAGUUUCAGUAAAAAGCCUUUAAUGGAAGACAGAAUUGGGAAAAGUAGCAGAGAAUCUUAAGUGUGGAAUUGGUGGUAUCUUUCUCUUUCUACAACUUUUUUUUUUACUUGUUGCGAAGCGUGGAAUUGUUUUGUAUCAGAACUCUCUGGGCACUCUCUGACUACGGUUUUUACUGCUGUGUUGUUUUGAAUGAAGUUGAAACUCAAAUAUUCCAUUUACUCAAAGACAGUUUAGGUAGAAGAGAAAGAUACCUUUAUAUCUUGCUGCUUUUGUUGUUGAAGGCAAUAUGGAUUUGAGUGAGAAAGAUAAAUUUGGGUUAGAAAAAAGAAGUGGGGAUCCUUUGAAUUACCAGUCUCCUAAUAUGCUGCCUUCCAAUUGGCAAUUCAAUCAUGGAAAUCAGCCUUUGGGUUUAGCUUCUACUAGUGAUUCAAUGGAAAAGGGAGAUCUAAUGAUGGGUGGUUCUUCAGCUUGUUCCUCUGGUUCAAUGAUGGACUCAUUUACAGGUGCUCUUUGGGGUCAUCCCAGUUCAUCACACAACUUAAGCUUAGGUGAUCAUGGUUCUUCUGGGGCAGUUAUGGGUAACUUAGGUUGGAAUCCACUGAAUUCUGUUACUAAACAGGGUAUUUACUUGCCGCCAAGCACUGGGAUGCUACAUCAGAGCUUAUCUCAGUUCCCAGCUGAUUCAGGGUUCAUUGAAAGAGCUGCAAGGUAUUCAUGCUUCAAUGGUGGAAGUUUUAGUGAUAUGUUGAAUCCGUUUAACGUGCCAGAGAAUUUGAGUCCUUACUCUAAGAAUGGAGGAGCAAUUCAAGGUUCUUCAGAUGUUCUCUUUAAUGGGUUGAAACACAUACCGGGUAGCCAAUCUCAGAUGAAUGAAGCAAACAGUGCUGAGCUUGCUAAAGAUGUUUCAGUUUCUGUCAAUAGGGGCACUACAGAUGGGAGUCCAAUGAAAAGUGAUGUCAAAAAGGGGAAUUUUUUGAGAACACCUGAUGAAACAAAAGGAGUUGGUAAUUCUGGUAAUGAAUCAGAUGAUGCCAAUUGUAGUGGAAGUGCUGGUGGUGCUGGCCGAGAGGAUCAAUCAAUGUUGGAGAGUGCCGGGAGGGAACCUUCAUCUUCCAAGGGACUUGCCCCAAAGAAAAGGAGACGAGGUGGUCAGGUUUCUGAGCCUGACCAAGGUAAAAGUCCUGUACAAGUAACAGGCGAGGCUGCAAAUGAGGAUUCUGACUCAAAACAGAAGGAUGAUCAAAAUCCUAGUCCCUCUGCUAAAGGUAAUAAACAUGGUAAAGACAAAGAUAAUUCUCAAACUUCAGAUGCACCUAAAGAAGAUUAUAUCCAUGUUAGAGCGCGAAGGGGCCAGGCAACCAAUAGCCAUAGUCUUGCCGAGAGAGUAAGACGAGAAAAAAUCAGCGAAAGGAUGAAGUUUCUUCAAGACCUUGUGCCUGGUUGUAAUAAGGUUACUGGCAAGGCUGUCAUGCUCGAUGAGAUCAUUAACUAUGUACAGUCGUUGCAACGCCAGGUUGAGUUUUUGUCAAUGAAGCUUUCAGCUGUAAAUCCACGACUCGACCUCAAUCUUGAAAGUCUUCUUGCGAAAGAUAUUCUUCAAUCACGAGGUGGUCCAUCAUCUUCCAUGGGGUUUCCACAAGAUAUGAUUAUGGCUCAGCUUCAUCCGUCCCAACCAGGAUUAAUUCAAUCAGGAAUGCCUGGCAUGGGAAAUCCCUCAGAUGCACUCAGGAGAACCAUCAAUUCUCAAUUAAUGGCCAUGAAUGCAGGAUACAAAGAACCUAAUCCUCAGAUGCCCAAUCCGUGGGAUGAUGAACUUAACAACGUCAUUCAAAUGAGCUUUGAUCCCAAUGGUCCGUUUAACGGUCAAGACUUGAAUGCUGCUUCUCUACCUCCUGGUCAUAUGAAAGUUGAGCUAUGACUAAAGCUGCUGUCCCAAGUCUUAAUAGUUGGUGUACAGUCAAAAACAGGGUAGAUAUGAAAUUCUCCCUCAAGGUCUCUCAAGUAUAUUAACACAGCUACAUUUGUUUUUGUUUUCCAGUCUUAUAUAUAUACACACUUCAUAUGGAUAAAGAAAAGGAACUAUCUAUGAAGUUGUACUGUAAGCACUUAUUUUGUUAUAGGGCGCUCUUUGUUAUAAUUGAUGUAUAAAGAUCUCUCCAAGCUUUA
Messenger RNA from Papaver somniferum (opium poppy), 2412 nucleotides. Its product is annotated as transcription factor bHLH49-like. The transcript has 9 exons. NCBI's taxonomy places the organism in Eukaryota, Viridiplantae, Streptophyta, Magnoliopsida, Ranunculales, Papaveraceae. Gene Ontology annotation, cellular component: nucleus. Bases 533 to 2164 code for a protein of 543 amino acids. Gene Ontology annotation, biological process: regulation of DNA-templated transcription. The record is from RefSeq and is a predicted model, not a curated record. Gene Ontology annotation, molecular function: DNA-binding transcription factor activity; protein dimerization activity.